GUUGCGCUCUUGCACAGUUCCGAUUUUGGGUGAAGACGUUUGGCUGCGCCGCCACACAGAGAGCUCGUCAAAUCCUGAGUUUGGAAUUCCCACUGGCGACUUCGACUUUGGCUGACUGUUGCUGGAGUUCCUCUGACGUGUGCCAUCAAUGCUAGCCGCCUCUCUCCUCUCUCUGCUGCGUUUGCGUACACAGUGCUGUUUUUGAGGCCAGGCAGGUUGUCUUCAUUAAAAAGGCAUCCUCCGUUUCUGCAUUCUCUUCCCACCCCCUCUCCGUCAGAUAUAAUUCUGAAUCCUGCCACCGCCUUAUUUCUGCGAGAAUCGAAAACGAAGCUACAGGGAGAGCUAGCUAGCCUCCAACCUGAUUACCAAACGACACUCGAAUCCAAACCAACGUGUGCUAGGAGAUCAGCAAUCAACACAAAAAUGGCGCGCGGAUUCUGCGUUGGACUCGGGGAGUUCCUCACGUUUGCAGCGAUGGUUCUGGCCAUUUUGGUAAACAUUGGCCAAAUUUCGCAGAACACUGUUGCGAGGCACUUUUACCUAGUUUCGGCUGACCUGACUGGUCUGCAAAACUCGCUGACGACCAACGCGGCAGCGACAAAUGUGCAAGCGCAUGACAUCUACGCGACCGACCAGGCCUCCCCAUUGCUUCAGAACAAUGGUCUGCGACAAUACUACUACUGGGGCAUGUACAGCGUCUGUGGAGGAGAGGGUGUCGGGGGCGCGCGGUCCUGCUCUCCAAAUGAGUUUGUCCACCGCUUUGAGCCUCUGGACGUACUGGAGGCGGACCAGAGCAAGAACUCUGGUUUCAAUAUCAGCACCGUCCUUCCUAGCGGCACGAUCCAGGAUAACGCGUACCUUGGUAAAUUCUCCAACGGCGCUAGUAUCAUUCUGCUUGCCGGGACAAUAGCCGCAGGUCUGGCCUUCCUCGUCAGCUUCCUCGCUCACCACUUCGCCUUCCUCAUCUCGGCCCUUCUCGCGCUUCUCGCUGCUGUCUGCCUUGCCGUUGCAGCUGCUAUCUGGACCGCGCUUGUUGCGAAGGUGCGGUCAUCUCUUACGAGCGUCAACAUUGGCCUUGUCGUCCACUACGGCCAGUCCAUCUGGCUCACCUGGGGCGCUGCUGGCGCAUGCCUCCUCGCAUUUGUUCCUCUCGUCCUCUCCUGCUGCACUGCCAGGUCCAAGUACUAGAGUCAAUCAGCGGACAAAGAGGGAUUAUUGGAAGUCAAUCCGGCUUGACUUCAUCGCUCGCACCAUUCUCCACCUUCACAACUUUAUUUACGACACGAUAAUUUGCUGAUACUUCCCUCUGCUGGCGGAAUAUGACGCACCUGCUGAAACGGCGCGACGAAAAUCAUGCAGAUCGAAUUAAGUAAAGCCCACGGCCUCAAGUCUCACCGUAUUUUUGACUUUGGUUGUUAUUCUGGUCAUGCUUCCAGCGCACGCGAUCCUUGUGGUUAGGCUCGGUAGCAACAUUUCCCAAUACCCCACUGUUUGCAUUCACGCAAGAAUGAAAGGAGAGCGAGUUGCAUCUUAUAAUUGUUAGAAUUCCUGAAGUAAAUAUAUUAAAAUAGGUCCAGGAG
This is a messenger RNA of Tilletiaria anomala UBC 951, 1580 nucleotides long. RefSeq lists its product as uncharacterized. Gene Ontology annotation, biological process: fungal-type cell wall organization. The transcript is spliced from 3 exons. Gene Ontology annotation, cellular component: plasma membrane; cell cortex of cell tip. The record is from RefSeq and is a predicted model, not a curated record. Lineage: Eukaryota; Fungi; Basidiomycota; Exobasidiomycetes; Georgefischeriales; Tilletiariaceae. The coding region runs from base 424 to 1188 and encodes 254 amino acids.